GAUGCAGAGACAGGGGGAGUGUUGCCAUGAACUGACUGGAAACUCUGUGUGUAGCGUGAGUGCAAGAUACUUGGGAACGCGGAGAGCAUGCACCCUGGCUUCUGCCUUCUGCUAACAGCGGUCUGUCUGUUUCUGAACCGAAGUGACUGAUGAUAAACAGUAGUCAAGUCUGGAGGGUGAUUCCCUUGCAGUUCACUUGCCUUGCAGUUCUGGGGAAACUAGAAGAUUUGUGCUCUCUCUCUGCUUCCUAGAAUGGGCUGCAAUUUGUGCACUUUUCAGAAGAGAGAGGAACACUACAAACUGCUGUACGAAGUUUCCCAGGUCAAUGGCAAGGAUCUGUCAAAGGCCACCCAUGAGGAGGCAGUGGAAGCCUUUCGAACUGCCAAGGAGCCCAUUGUGGUGCAGGUGUUAAGGCGGACUCCCCUCAGCAGACCGAUGUAUGGCAUGGUCCCAGAAGUCCAGCUCAUGAACGCCAGUACACAGACGGACAUCACGUUUGAACACAUCAUGGCCUUAGCCAAGCUGCGACCCCUCACCCCUCCAGUGCCAGACACCUGUCCAUUCCUGCUUUCAGACAGCUGCCAUUCUCUUCAUGCAAUGGGGCAUGGAUUUUAUGAAGAUAAUGAGUGUGUUUCCAGCCUGCCCGCUGAUGCAGACAGAGCAGAAGACUUCGAAUAUGAGGAGGUUGAGCUGUGUCGUGUUAGCAGCCAAGAAAAGCUGGGCCUGACAGUCUGCUACCGAACUGAUGAUGAGGAAGACAUGGGCAUUUAUGUCGGCGAGGUUGACCCAAAUAGCAUUGCUGCCAAGGAUGGCCGGAUUCGAGAAGGGGAUCGUAUUUUACAAAUAAAUGGGGAAGACAUCCAGAACCGGGAAGAAGCCGUGGCUCUGCUGUCUAGUGAGGAGUGUAAGAGCGUUGUGCUACUCAUCGCCAGGCCCGACAUGCAGCUGGAUGAAGGCUGGCUGGAAGAUGAAAGGAAUGAAUUCUUGGAGGAGUUAAACUCAGAGAUGCUGGAGGAAGAACAUAAUGAAGGAGUCCAGCACACAGCCAGUGAGCUGCAGCAGACAAAGAAGCAGGAAGAAGAGGAGGGCACAACAGACACAGCAACAUCCUCUUCCAACAACCAGGAGAAGGAUAGCGGAGUGGGACGCACAGACGAGAGUUUGCGGAAUGAUGAGAGCUCAGAGCAGGAGAAUGCUGUUGAGGACCCUCACAGCACAUCUCUGAAAAGCAAGAGAGAGCUGGGGCAGAGCCAAGACACCCUAGGAAGCCUUGAGCUUCAGUGCAAUGAGAGUUUAGCUGGUGGAGAGUGCUUGGACUCUGACUGUGUCAGUAACCAUGAGGUGUGUGAAGGAUUCCAGCAGUUAUUGGAGCUGAAGAUUCGAAACCAUGGAGACUAUGACCUGUACUACUCAAGUAGCACAAUUGAAUGCAACCAAGGAGAGCAGGAUGGGGUGGAGCAUGAGCUACAGAUGCUUAAUGAAGAACUAAGAAACAUUGAGUUGGAGUGCCAGAAUAUCAUGCAGGCUCACAGGCUCCAGAGAGUGACAGACCAAUAUGGAGACAUCUGGGCACUGCAUGAUGGAGGAUUCCGAAAUUAUAACACCAGCCUGGAUACACAAAGGGGGAAACUGGACGAUAUCAUGGAACAUCCCGAAAAGUCAGACAAGGACAGCUCAAGCGCAUACAAUACAGCCGAGAGCUGCAGAAGCACUCCACUAACUAUAGACCGGUCUCCUGACAGUUCCCUUCCAAGGAUGAUCAACCUUGCCAAUAAGAAAAACCUGAGACGCACAAUGACAACCCAUCAGUCCCCUUCCAGACCUAGCACCAAGGAAUACACAUCUACCAAUGUCAAAGCCACCAACGAGGGAUGCAGCAUUGAAACCCUGGAGAAGAGUCUCGAAAACCACCAGGUUCUGGAGCAGGAGAACACAGGCAAUGAAUGCACUCCAUACCUCUCUCCCUACCACAGCUCUGCCUACAGAUAUGCCAACAUCCCAGCACAUGCUCGGCAUUAUCAAAGCUACAUGCAGUUAAUUCAACAGAAAUCUGCCGUAGAGUAUGCCCAGAGUCAGCUCAGCUUGGUGAGCAUGUGCAAGGAAUCGCAAAAGGGCUCCGAGCCCAAGAUGGAAUGGAAGGUAAAAAUUAGGAGUGAUGGGACCCGGUACAUAACCAAGAGACCAGUGCGAGACCGAAUUCUGAAGGAACGUGCCUUAAAGAUCAAGGAGGAGCGGAGUGGCAUGACCACAGAUGAUGACACCAUGAGCGAGAUGAAGAUGGGGCGCUACUGGAGCAAAGAGGAGAGAAAGCAACACCUGGUCCGGGCCAAGGAGCAACGAAGGCGCAGGGAGUUCAUGAUGAGGAGCCGGCUGGAGUGUUUGAAGGAAAGCCCACAGAGCAGUGGCGAAGGCAAGAAGGAGCUGAGCAUCAUUGAACUGAGCCACAAAAAGAUGAUGAAAAAGAGAAACAAGAAAAUUUUGGAUAACUGGAUGACAAUCCAAGAACUGAUGACCCAUGGAGCCAAAUCGCCAGAUGGCACGAGAGUCCAUAAUGCUUUCCUGUCGGUGACCACCGUAUGACCAGGAGAAUGGGACAAGUGGCCUCGGGAGCAUGCUACCAGUUUCGGUAGAGUAUGAUUGCCUCGUUCAAUGUGGCAUUUUUAUAUAUAUUUUGUGACUUUACAGUUCAAAUUUUUUGUAAGCAAAAAGACCUGGUACUUUUUAAUUUGUUUUUCAUAUGCUGGUACCUUCUUUGGCUAAUUAUCUUUCCUUAACUUGUGAUAUAUUCAUAGCACACAUUUAUAGAAAAACACA
Messenger RNA from Phodopus roborovskii (desert hamster), 2814 nucleotides. It is a transcript of the gene Pdzrn4, whose product is annotated as PDZ domain containing ring finger 4. The record is from RefSeq and is a predicted model, not a curated record. The transcript has 8 exons. The coding region runs from base 253 to 2580 and encodes 775 amino acids. Gene Ontology annotation, molecular function: protein binding. Lineage: Eukaryota; Metazoa; Chordata; Mammalia; Rodentia; Cricetidae.